Messenger RNA from Zychaea mexicana, 1566 nucleotides. RefSeq lists its product as uncharacterized. Gene Ontology annotation, biological process: SCF-dependent proteasomal ubiquitin-dependent protein catabolic process. NCBI's taxonomy places the organism in Eukaryota, Fungi, Mucoromycota, Mucoromycetes, Mucorales, Lichtheimiaceae. Bases 1 to 1566 code for a protein of 521 amino acids. The record is from RefSeq and is a predicted model, not a curated record. The transcript has 8 exons. Gene Ontology annotation, molecular function: protein binding. Gene Ontology annotation, cellular component: SCF ubiquitin ligase complex.
AUGGCCAAUGCUACAUCUCAGUCUAAAAACCAUGUGGAUCGCCAUAGUGGCGAACGCUUGGUAACCUUACCCACGGAGGUCUUUUUGCAAAUCUUCUCCCUGCUUUCAUUUAACGAUCGGCUUGUAUGCGCUACUGUUUGCAAGCACUGGCACAAGUACCUGAACGAAUCAAGAAUUUUGUGGGAUGAAAUCGAGCUUGCUGGGCCCAAAGAGCUACGACGAUUUCUUGAAAAUAUAACCAUGACCGAAAACGCAGCGCUCUAUACACGACGAUUUUGCGUUUCCGCUGUCGCGCAUAUUGAGCUGUUGAUGGCACAGACCUGGAGAAAUAUUGAGUCUUUGAUUUUACCGUGCCCUCCGGGUAUGGAAAACGAAUAUCUUAUCCGAAUGAUUAAUCCCAGCAAAACGAGUCUGCGAACGCUCUGUCUAGAUUACACAACAGCGACAAUGUCAAACGAAAUAUUAGCCUACAUUUUAAACGAGUGCCCGAACCUUUUAACUUUGCGGCUUUACGACGACCCAGGCUUGUUUGGAUCAGCGGAAAGUAUCAUAUCAAACAGUACUGAAGCUGGUGGAACGUUGCCCCAAUCUCAGCUCCUUCUCCUUGGACAUGUCUCAAUUAAACGACGCGGCAAGGGUAUCAAUUUUGGACUGGUUAUUAACACGGGAAAGCCAAGGGAAAAGAACAACAGCAGCAAUAGCAACAGGCAAUCCUACCCUUCUACACUUAAGCUAUCAAAGCAGAAUGGGAGUCCUACCGAGAAGCGGUUUACGCAUACUACAGCACCUGAAGAACCGCGGCAGUAUUUUAGCACCCUAGCUAGACCCGGGGGACGUAUUCUUGCCCAAUUCAUACGUGGAUCGCCCAAUAUCGAAUCAUUUAACAUUGUUUCGGGACUGCAUGACCUUGACGACAACGUCCUUGGCGAGAUAGGAAAUCUAAAGUCCUUACGGGAGCUCCAUAUUGAUUACUGUUCAAGGAUUUCGCCGACCGGAAUGUGUGAUUUGUUGCGCAAGGCACAGGGAUUGAAAGAGCUUUCUAUAGCAGAGAACUCUUGUGAUAAUGAUACUAUCUGGUGCGAACAAAUCCUUGAAGCAAUCGCAGAACUCCCAAAACUCAAAAAGCUUAAUAUCCGCGACGGUCAUACCAUGAUGACUUCAAAUACCCUUAAAAAGUUUAUCCAUGCGUUGUCUCUACAGAAGAGGAGCAGUCUGAAGGAGCUUGGCCUAGCCAAUAUACAAUGCAUAACGUACGACACGAUAAUCGGCUGUGCGCGCUUGCGGAACUUGACUAAUCUGGUGAUCGACUUGCCAACGAGCUGCACCAUCCCUGCAUCGGGACUUACGCAAGCAGUCCACACUCUAUUUGACAAGCGGAAGGAUAUCACGCAUCCACUUUCAGUGACUAUCAACAUGGAUACAUCACCCGUUUUAUCAGAUGGCAAGACCCUGCACUUUUCGAGUAACGAUUAUAAACCCUCGCCGACGGCCAGAAGGAUGGGGAAUGGACACUUGCGUUUUCUGUUCAACGUCCAAGGCUCGCAACAGCUUUACUUUCCAUAUUGA